Molecule: messenger RNA, 1585 nt
Organism: Paraphaeosphaeria sporulosa
Lineage: Eukaryota; Fungi; Ascomycota; Dothideomycetes; Pleosporales; Didymosphaeriaceae
Product: alpha/beta-hydrolase
Exons: 7
Coding region: 1-1521 (506 amino acids)
Molecular function (GO): carboxylic ester hydrolase activity
Source: RefSeq, a predicted model, not a curated record
AUGCAUAAUCGCAUACUGUUCUCCCUCCUGAGUACUGCACUCGCGCAAUACGCCAACAACCCAUACACUCAGCUCGAUCCUCUCCUGGCAGUAAAUACGACUAGCGGCAUCUACACAGGCUCCGUAUCCCCAACCCAACCCAACGUCCACCAAUGGCUCGGCAUCCCGUUCGGCACGCCACCCGUCAACUCCCUCCGCUUUCUCUCCGCUAUCCCAGCACCCUACUAUCCCGGUGGCCCACACGCAGCAGUCAAUUACAAGCCCAUAUGCUAUCAGAACAGCGACACUUCCUCGGGCGUGUUUUGGACUCUCGUUCCUGAGUUCCAGAACACGGAUGAACAGUCUGAGGAUUGCUUGUACUUGAAUGUUUGGGCGCCGAAAAAGCCGGCGGUGGAGAAGAAGAAGGUCCCUGUACUGAUUUGGGUGUGUGGCGGGGGGUUCGCAGAGGGAGGUGGACAUGCGCCAUACCAAGUGCCUGAUCGGUGGAUCGAGAGGACGCAGGGGCAUAUUGUGGUGACGUUCAAUUAUCGCUUGAAUGUUUUCGGAUUUCCGGGCGCGGCGGGAGCGCUGGGGAAUCCGGGGUUGUCGGAUAUUCGACUGGUUGUCGAGUGGGUCAAGGAUAAUAUUGAGGGUUUCGGGGGUGACUCAGAUCGCAUCGUCAUGUGGGGUCAAUCAGCGGGCGCAAACGCAGUGGUGUCUUACUCGUAUGCGAAUCCCGAUGAUCCCAUCGUCACAGGAUUAAUUGCAGACUCGGGAGCUGCAGCAGCAGACGGAAGUCUUACCACCAACACUACAGGCUUCUCCACGCUGGCAAAGGCAUUUGGCUGUGGGAACUUGACCGCUGCAGAAGAGCUCGCGUGCAUGCAAAAAGUCGACGCUCUUGCGCUUCAGAAGGUCAUUGGUGAUACUACUGGACCUGUUCUGGGUAGAGAGAGGGUGUGGGGUAUUGUUGCGGACAAUGUUACGGCGUUUGCGAAUAACACGCAGCGACUCAUAGAGGGAAAGAUCGCGAAACCUCUAAUCACCGGCGUAAACAAGAACGAAGGGUCAGCAUUUGCUGAUUUCGCACUCAAUCAGACUGUAGGUCCAGAUACAGCAAGCGUCAAGAUAGGCGCCAGCAUGUUUGUGUGUUCGGUGGGCCGCGAAGCAGACAAACGCGUAGCACACAACAUGACAACAUACCGCUACCUCUUCAAGGGCAAUUUCUCCAACAUCACCCCGCGCUACUGGCUCGGUGCCAUGCACAGCUCGGAAUUGCCAAUCGUGUUUGGUACACAUGAUCUGUUCCGGGGAAAUUCGACGGAAUUAGAGUUCGAGACUGGCUACUCUAUGGAAGCAUUCUGGUUCUCAUUCACGAAUAAUUCCAACGUGGCGCCAGUUGAUAACACGGGUCUUGCGUGGCCGGAAUACACAGGCGAAACUGGAUCCAUAGUGGUGUUUGGAGACGAGGAGACGGGAAAGGCGAGUCAGAUUGAAGGUGCGGGUGUUAUGAAUGAUGUUUUCCCGCUAGGUGAGUGCUAAGAAACGAUAAUGAUAGAAGAGGUGUGGGCAGGAGCAGUCUCGAACACGUAAUCUAUGAUUUGAG